This is a messenger RNA of Mercenaria mercenaria, 1426 nucleotides long. RefSeq names its product ADP-ribosylation factor 1-like. Gene Ontology annotation, biological process: intracellular protein transport; vesicle-mediated transport. The transcript has 3 exons. The record is from RefSeq and is a predicted model, not a curated record. Bases 175 to 855 code for a protein of 226 amino acids. Gene Ontology annotation, cellular component: cytoplasm. Lineage: Eukaryota; Metazoa; Mollusca; Bivalvia; Venerida; Veneridae. Gene Ontology annotation, molecular function: GTP binding; GTPase activity.
AACAGUACAAAGAAAAGUUAUUUAUAGAAACUGGACGUUUUUAUCGCCAGCGUUGAAGUGGUGAUGUGUUUACAAAGAUUUGUCAAAUAUGAUAUGCUAUGAAAUAUGUUACUGUAUAAAGUAUCUUGAUUUCAUUAGAUUUUCAUAGAGUUUUUGAUUUAGGCUAGUGUGAUAAUGGGUAACUCGCUGUUUAAACGUUUGUUUGGGAAGAAGGAAGUACGAAUACUCUUCAUGGGUCUUGACGCGGCAGGAAAAACAACUACACUUUAUACAUUAAAACUUGGUGAAGUCGUAACAACAAUUCCUACCAUUGGAUUUAAUGUUGAGACAUUACACUUUAAAAAUGUGGAUAUUACAGCUUGGGACGUCGGUGGAAGGGAUAAAAUUCGUCCUCUUUACAGACAUUAUUAUCAAAACACACAGGGACUUGUGUAUGUACUUGACAGCAACGACACAGAGAGACUGAAUGAUGCUCUAGAAGAGUUAUUCACCGUACUUAAAGAAGACGAAUUGAGAGAAAUCCCUGUACUUGUUCUGGCUAACAAACAAGACCUGCCGAGUGCCCUGAAACCGGAGGAGAUUAUACAUAAGCUACAAGAUGAAAAAUGCAUGCAUGAUAGACAAUGGAAGGUUUUCGGCGUUUGCGCCAUUGACAAAAAGGAUAAUGGUCUUUACGAAGCACUUGAUUGGUUAUCAAAUGAAAUGGUGACAAAGGAGAAAAACAGGGUAGCAUCCGGUCUAUUGUAUGGAGCGGACACUGACAAGAAGAAUGAAAAAGCGGGUGAAAAGUCUGCGAAAGAUUCGAAACCGUUCUAUACAGGUUUUGUUGAAUCGCUUAAAAAGAUGAUAAUGUAAACAACUUUAGAUCAGUUGUACUAUUAUCACAUACUGCAGCUGAACUAACGUGUGUAAAUUUGAAGUUAAAAAUGACACAGUAAUAAGCGAUAUGGAACAGUCUGUUCACGCCCUAAGGCAGACUUAUGCAUAGAUAUAUAAAAAUGGUAUAAGUAACAAAGGGACGAUACUUCUAGUGAUAAUAAACAAAAAAGAACAGGUCAGUCAGUCCAAGAUUUUAAAACUAUUUGACUAACCAUCAAUACGCUGCAGACAUGAUGACGGACGGUAGCAGUUUUACAUAUCCUUUGGGCAUGAUUGUGCUCAUAAAUGUUUUUAAAAAGUUGAAAGAAAUUAAUGAUCGAUUAAGCCAAUGUUGUGUAAUUACCUAAAAUGCAAUGGGGCUGAAUUGUUGUAUUUGAAUCAUUCCAUAUUUUCACGAAAAAUGUUUCUGUUUAAACUAUAUACGUUGUUAUUUUCUAUUUUUCUACUUAUUUAUUUAUUUAUAUUUUUUUUUUUUGUAAAUUGUUGUUGCUUAUAGUCAAAAGUUGUUUAUCUUUGCACAUAUGAAAAUAAACAUUUCGAAGUGCAA